AUGCUCAGCUGGAAGGCCAUUGAAUUGGUUCUGUCUAACCAAUGCUAUGAUCUGAGGCUUGAUCUCAUAGUCAUUCCUUGCAGGAAGUGGUGGAUGGAUAGGGUUUCUAUCCAUGAAGAAAGCAUCGGCAGAGUCAUAGUCUCCGAUUGUAGGUGCUCCGGCUUGGGGUUGUGCGUUCACAUCUCCAGCAGGGUCUUUUGGAGCAUUCUGGAGCAUAUGGGACGUAAGGAGCAUGGAGGACUUGGGCAUGGACGCAGCUCAACUGGAUACGCAAAGGAAGAAGGAGAAGCCAUCUUGAAGACCAGCUCGACCACCUACUCGACCAACCGGUCGAGUUCCUCAACUCGACCGGCCAAGCUUCAACUCGAUCGAGCUGAGAAGUCAAAGUCAAACCCGAAAAAUGUUGCUUCCCCCUUGACUUUCCUUUGA
Molecule: messenger RNA, 429 nt
Organism: Microthlaspi erraticum
Lineage: Eukaryota; Viridiplantae; Streptophyta; Magnoliopsida; Brassicales; Brassicaceae
Source: the annotation of a GenBank genome assembly